Plasmodium yoelii is the source of this 858-nucleotide messenger RNA. RefSeq names its product AKAP-like protein, putative. Lineage: Eukaryota; Apicomplexa; Aconoidasida; Haemosporida; Plasmodiidae. The transcript has a single exon. The record is from RefSeq and is a predicted model, not a curated record. The coding region runs from base 1 to 858 and encodes 285 amino acids. Gene Ontology annotation, cellular component: cytosol. Gene Ontology annotation, molecular function: protein kinase A regulatory subunit binding.
AUGAAUGUAAAAAAGCUGUUUUAUAAAUAUCUCAGUUUCCACAGUUUUUUAAUUAAUAAAAAUAAUUAUAAUAACACCAAGUUAAAUAAUUUAUUUAAAGGCAAGAAUAUAAUGAGUCAUAUAAAACCAAACUAUUUUAUAUGUAUCCCUCUAAAUGAUAACAAAAUAAUAAUAAAUGAAUUGUUGAAUAUACAAAAAUUUGUUGUUUCAAAAUUUGAUUUAUUAAAUGAAUGUAUAAUAGAAAAAGAAAAAUUCCAUAUUUCGUUACUAAUCUUAUAUGUUAAAAAUAAGACACAAAUAGAUUUAUCAAAAGAAGCCUUUAACGAAGCUAUAAAUGAAAUUAAAAAAAUUAAUAAAAAAAAUUUAUAUUUCAAAAGUUUGGAUACAUUUCACAAUGAUGUUUUAUAUUUAAGCUUAAAUGAAGAAAGCAAUGAUUACAUCAUUUUGUUAGCAAAUAUUUUUAGAAAAUGUUUUGAAAAAAGGAACAUAAAAAUAGUCUAUAAUAGUAGAAAACAUGUGAAUAACCAUAAAAAUGAGCCAAAUAAUAAAAAUGAGCCAAAUAAUAAAAAUGAGCCAAAUAAUAAAAAUGAGCCAAAUAAUAAAAAUGAGCCAAAUAAUAAAAAAGAACAAAAUGAACAAAAUAAAAUAACUCCUCAUUUAACUUUAAUGAAAAAUUCCCAUUUAAGUAGAAUUUACAUGAACAGAAAGCCAAAAAUAUUUCCAGAUUAUUACUCGAAUUUUGACUUAACAAAAUUAUUGACUGAACAUAUAACCCCGAAUAAAAUACAACUUCUCGAAAUGGAUAUUGACCCAAAAACAUCUUAUUAUAAAAUAAUAUCUGAAUUUUCAUUUUCUUAG